Hyla sarda is the source of this 3538-nucleotide messenger RNA. RefSeq names its product ring finger protein 24 (gene RNF24). The record is from RefSeq and is a predicted model, not a curated record. The transcript has 7 exons. Gene Ontology annotation, cellular component: endomembrane system. Gene Ontology annotation, molecular function: ubiquitin protein ligase activity; zinc ion binding. Bases 343 to 828 code for a protein of 161 amino acids. NCBI's taxonomy places the organism in Eukaryota, Metazoa, Chordata, Amphibia, Anura, Hylidae.
CCAUUCUGUAUCCCGGGCCCUGCCCAUGUGCCCUCCCCUCUGUAUACAGAAAGGGGAUGAUUGGCAGGGGAGGGAGGACACAUCUUCUCUCUUAUGCUACGUGCAAAGAAAAGAAAUCCUGCCAGACAGAUGCUCCUUUCCCUCUUCCCAGCUACACAUUGGUGACUGGGGGGCCACACUAUAUGCCAGUCUGCACCGCAGUGCCCACCCCUAGCAUUGGCAUCUACUAGAAGGAUCCACAUCUGGAGCUGCUGCCUCUCCCCUGGAUGGCAUCCCUGAUGAAGUACUAAGGAAGACUCCACUCAAACUUUUGGAAGACGGCGCCGGUAUCGGCAAAAAGAUAUGCCAAUGUUUACCAUGCUGUACCGUAGAAGCCCAUCCAUGAGCCCAGAUUUCCAGCACUAUAGCUUCAGAAUGCCUAAUAUUGGAUUCCAGAACCUCCCUCUCAACAUUUACAUCGUAGUGUUCGGCACUGCUAUAUUCGUCUUCAUCCUGAGCCUUCUCUUCUGCUGCUACCUGAUACGGUUGAGACAUCAGACGCGUAAGGAGCUGUAUGCGUAUAAACAGGUUAUUUUAAAAGAAAAAGUAAAAGAGCUGAAUCUCUAUGAGAUUUGUGCUGUUUGUCUAGAAGAAUUCAAGCCCAAGGAUGAGCUGGGUAUAUGUCCGUGCAAGCAUGCCUUUCACAGAAAAUGCCUCAUUAAAUGGCUGGAAGUGCGGAAAGUGUGCCCCCUAUGUAACAUGCCCGUCCUGCAACUGGCACAACUUCACAGCAACCCGGAGCCUGGACUUUCACAAGGCCCGCUGCCAGGUGCGGAGAACAUUGUAUAGUUUACAGCCAAGUCAUCAUCAUGGGUCACCCAUACCAGAAGGCACAGAUCACAUGUCCAUACCCCGCUUCUUCGGGGCAGAUCCCAGAAUCCUGGUCGGGAGCUGAUUGAUUCCCGCGACGAUCUCCGACUUGGAUAUGUGGACUCUGUAGCAACCAAAAGCACUUUCAUCGCCUGCCUCCAUGCAGGGGAGACACAAGCGGACUUGGCAGCAGUAUUAGGCCUUGGACGAGCACUUUACAAGAUUUCACUGAGACUCUUACAGCUUUUUUUUUUUUUCUUUAUAUGGGAAAUCUUUACUGGAAGUUUCACUGUGCCAGGGUCAGAAGUGGCACUACUGUCCAUUUACAAAGGGAAGGGAUGGUACCAAACCAAGGAGAAGCUGGGAGAUUGGGUAUUGCCGCACUAUGCAAACUGCUUACCGUAAACCGUGCCCAUCUGUGUAUGGGAGAACACCCUGCACGCCUGCGUCUGUCUGUAAAUAUGCUUAUAUCCUCGGCAGGAUACAAAGCAUAAACUGAUAUCGUCUUCUUCGGGGUGCCCGUCGCUGGCAUGCAGCCAUUUUGUCAGCUUGACCAAUAUUUCAACUGUUGGGUCUUUAGGCCCUAGUUACAGCAACGGGGUAUGAGUCACAAGGUACCUUAUUGCUGAAAUGGGCACAAAUAAAGAAAAAUGGCGUAGACCAUAGGAUUCAUCCUCCUGAAUAUUGGUAUGGCCCAAAAUGUCUGCAUUCCAUUCACUAUGAAACAAGACUGUUACAUGUCCUAGAUAUAUGAUAGUUAAAGGAGAACUCCAGAAUGAUCUAUUUGUAUCCAGGAAUAUAAAGACCAGAGAUAAUUUCUAAUCUCUUCAGGUUGUAUGUGGUUUUACAACUUGGCUCCAUUCAUUUCAAUGGAACGGAGUUGCAUUACUACAAACAGCCUGAGGACAGGUGUGGUGCUGUUGUUCCAAUCCGGGAUAACCCCUUUAAAGGGAUUAUCCAGGAAUCGAAAAGCAUAGCUAAUUUCUUUCAAAAACCGCCCCCUGUCUGUCUCCAGGUUGGGGGUGGUAUUACAACUUUGCUCCAUUCACUUCAAUGGUACUGAGCUGCACAACCACACCCAACCUGGAGACAGACGGGGAAUGGUAUUUGAAAGAAAUAAGCUACGUUUUUUGAUUACUAGAUAACCCAUUUAAGCCGGUUUUCAUAGAUUUAAAAUGUGAAUAAUUUUUUUUUAUAUCUUAUCCCCCUGAUGAGUUAUUGAAAUUGCAAUCUUUGUCCCUAUGACAACACUUCCUGUCUACUGAGACGCAGACCUACAGUAACCAGCUGUCACCCAUUCAACCGAAGGCAAAAGAAACUAAGGGAUUUGAUUGGUUACGGUCAGGUCCAUUGUACCAGGGUAGAUGCAGGAAGUCUUGUCAUAGAAAUAAAAUUCUCAAUUUAGAAUUUAAUACAAGAAAGGCAAAUUUUAGUUUUAGAGGCAUUACUGUAGAUCUGGGAGUUCUUCUAGAAGUCACUGGGCACCUGCGAAAUUAUUGAGUGCUUGACAACUUAGCAGCACUUAGAAUAUCGCACCCUUUCGUAACCCAUAAUGAUACCAGGCAAUGUUGGUGAGAUAAUGCCAAUGCCCAUAAGACGGUUAUAAUUAUAAUAUAUAUUUAUAAUACAUGACAUUUUUGCUAGGAAGAGAAAGGGACAAAUGUAGAUUCUUGAGAAUUUUUAAUUUUUUUUUACAAAUAAGAAAAAAUGAUGACCAAUUAACCCAAUUGCAUGUUAAUAUGUAGUGGCCCGUGACCAGACUUACUUGCCGGAUCGGUCAGGGUCUGCCAUGGUGUCGGCCUUCACUGUAUAAAAACUAGAGCACUUACAAAAAUUUUACAGAUGGGUGACCGUCUUAUAGAAUUACCCAGGGGGUAUUAUAUACAGGGUGGGUUGGGUCAGAAACCACCCAAAUAUAUAAAGUGGGAUUGUUUCGUCUGGCCUCUGUCCCUCUCCUUUAAAUCACUGUUAACGUAGAACUUGUUGUGAGUUGGAAAUGGUGGCGGGGUAUUGACUGGGACCACCUUGGUCUUCACGAGAGCACGGAAGAGCGGUGUAGUCACCUCUGUGGGCUGGAAUCUGUUGCUAGGCAACAAUUAUAUAUAUCAUUUUUUAUUUUUUUUUAAGCAGUAGAAUUCGUAACCCUUUGGGCCAUUCACAAUUUGGUUGGCUUCGGAGCUGAAAUCUCACAGUAUUCCCUCCUUGUUCAGUGUCUGCACGUAGCAGUGCACAGUAAUCUGAGGUAGGAAAAAACCCUCUAAGCUUAUAGGGACGUGUCUGGCAACAGGCUUUCUGACGGUUUCCGAUAACAUUGUGUUUUUAUUUUUAAACAAUUUUAGGAUUUAUUCUAUAUUGUGACUAUAGGUUUGUCUGUCUUAAAUUUUCACGAAUGUGAUGUGUAAAGAGUGUUCGCUAAUUCGAGUAAUUUCCUAAAAUUGAGACAAAACUGGCCACUUUCUUACUGCUACAGCGCCACCUCUAGGCACAUGUUGUCUCUGGUAUUGCAGCUCGGCUUCAUUGAUGUGUAUAGGGCUUAGUUGCAAUGCCACGCCCAUCCAGUGGACAGGUGUGGUGCUGUUUUAAAGGGGUACUCGGCUGCUCAGCGUUUGGAACAAACUGUUCCGAACGCUGGAGCUGGCUUCGGGAGCUCGUGACAUCAUAGCACUGCCCCCUUAUGUCACGCCCCGCC